AUGGUAAGGAUGCUUCUUCCGCGCUUGCGUUCACCCCUGAUUUUACUGUUCACUUGAAUUCAAGCUUACUUUGUAUACAUGUUUGCUUUUAAAGCGGCGGAGCUUGCGAGUUAAAGCUUCUUGAGUCAGUUUUGCCUCUCCACAUCCAAGCCUGUUUUAGAACGACCUGUAUUCCAUGUUUGUAGGAUAUCAUGACCACGGACCAGGAGGAGGAAAGCCUCUUUCCCAUAGCCAUCCUCAUCGAUGAACUCAGAAACGAUGACGUCUUGACACGGCUCGCCAGUUUCAAAAAGCUCUCAACCAUCGCACUGGCCCUAGAGCCCGAACGGACACGUAAUGAAUUUAUUCCUUUCCUCACUGAGAGCAUCUACGAUGAGGAUGAGAUCCUUCGUGAAUUGGCAGAUCAACUGGCGAAGUUUGUCCCUCUGGUUGGAGGACCGGAAUACGUCUCAUGCCUGCUGCCCCCUCUUGAAGGUUUGGCCUCCGCCGAAGAAACUGUGGUCAGGCAGAAAGCAGUCGAUACCUUACGUCUCCUUGCCUCUAGCUUCUCUGAAAAGGUAUUCAUUCCUGAUUGACCGUCUUCUCAUUGCACGCACGCUUUAUUAUUGAAAGCUGGGGUAUGAUAAGUUGAGGCGGGUUUAGUUAGGGUUAGUUUGAUUUUCGGUUUACCUCUAAAAUCUCCGCAGCCACGAUGACAAUCGCUAAUUUCUGCCUUGCUACCAAGAAGUCCUGAGCCUCAGCCGAAAUUUCUCUCUUCUCAUUUGCGAAAAUCCCUGGCUUCCGUUCACCACCUUUUUUGCCGUCUCAGGUCGCAGACCUGGCUGACGAGCGUAUUUCCACAAUUACACUGAUUUAUUCAAUCAUAUCAUAGCGCAUUCCCGGGAUUGUCUUUAUGCACAAACCGUUUAUAAUCUAACAACUUAUCCUGCAGUCUAAGACUGUACGGCUGUCCUUGGCUUACGCUUGGACAGUAAGUUCUCAAAGUAAAUAAAGACAAAUUAACGGCCUACCUGGUAUAACAGUUUCUUCGUCACAAGUCUUCCCACUACAACUGACGCGUCUUGGCCUCUGCCAGCGGAUCGGAUGUUAGAUUUACGGGUUGGCCUACUCAGAAGGAGGCCUUUGGACACUGCAUGCUAAGUCUAAGGAAGUCUUCUUGCAUCCGGCAAUACAGAGCUUAACCACGCGAACCUUAACGCAGUGCAAUGUGGGCGCUACAAUGCGUACUGACGAUAUAUGGAAAGAUUUCUGACAGACUAAUGUAUUGCCGGACUUCUUCGGUGCUCUAGCUUCUUCCGUUGUGAUCUUCCGCAACAGCUUCGCAACCUGAGAUAGGCAACUCUGCCCUGCUGUAUUGCACGCCGGUUGCAAAUGCAGAUUCUGACACCAACAAAACAUUCGAUCACCUGGCGUCCAACUGACGGCAACAUUCAAAGCAAACUGGACCACGCACUUUUACGACCACUAUCGACCAGCCCGGUGUUGGAUUCCUGCGCGGUACGAGAUGAUGACACCGGCAAUUGAAGUGGUUCUGCUCAUGCUCAACUGAGGGCUCGGCCACGACUCAUUGUGUUUCAUCGAAGAGAUGCGACGCGCGGGGAAAUAGAGCGUUGAUUAUUGUCUCGGUGGUCCUGCCACUGGUACGGCUGCUGUUGAACAUUUUCCACCGAGCAGAUUCAGAGGAGACGCCGUUAGGGCCUAUUCAGCAGGGGGAAAAUGACUCUCAGGACGACCUCUUGGGAGGUGCCAAGCCACAGCGCAUGGAUUGGAUCUCUGGUUAAACAGUCAGACCCGCUGUUUAAGCAUGAGCUGAUCGCUUGGCGGUCACUUGAGCUUUAGGACGUAUUUUAUGAGGAAACUGGCAUUGAAUGAUGGGGUCACAGCGAUUUCUGCUCUAAACCUACCCUUUUGCCAACUGUGUUCGCACCGGCGCUGUUCACCUGGGCAGUGGACUGGGCUCUUAAACGCACACCGGAAGACGAUUCCGGCGUAACAAUUGGUUGUGCUUCUUACAUUGUGCAUUUUGGCUGCCGCUGGAAUUGCAGUGCCCAUGAACUUCCUUGCGGGAUUGCAAUGUAUGGUGCCCGACAUAGGUGUAAAACAUCAGAAGUAAGUUGAAUUCCCUCAAAACGAAGAUGGUUGUCUCAGGUUUCGCCGAUGGAGACAGGGCGGAGAAUCUUUUUGUUAGUCAACAAAUUCCGCUAUGCUGGGCUUAAUUUGGCAACGAAAGGACGCAGUAAUGUCAAAAUCAUCCAGGCAAACACCGUCUUAGCAUUACUUCUUCGAACCCUACGUGAUCGGCAUGAGAUCAGUGUUAAGGUCAAGCUGAGAACACAAGAGGCUGCUGGAAGCUAUCAAUCCAGAUGUUAUUGACUUGGAACAGUGAGUCGACCAAAGUAGUCACUAUAUAUGAUGUUACAGGUAAGGCGAUGGCGUUAUUUCUCACCCUGAGCUAUAGUGCACCCCAGCGUUGUUUAACUUGGACACUUCAGCUGCAUUACUUCGCGGUACACUAAGCACUACGCCGCCUUCCCUUUUUUUCACUGCAGGACCUCGAGGCCUACUAUCUUCCCAUGAUAGAAAGACUUGCGACCGGUGAAUGGUUCACAAGUCGAAUAUCCGCCUGCGGUCUGUACAGUGCUGUUUACAAGAGAGCACCCCCCAAAGUCGCAAGCGAGCUCAGACAGCAGUUCAAGCAGCUGUGCGCCGAUGAGACUCCCAUGGUGCGGCGUUCGGCUGCAAGCAAUCUCGGUGAAAUGGCUGCUUGCCUGGAGCUGGACGUGUUGCGCGCAGAAUUCCUCCCAGUGCUGGAAACCAUAAUUCAGGUAAGCGGUCCAGUCCUGCCCACGCAGACCACCAGUUCCCUGUGUGUGUGAUUUUUGCGUCGCCGUGCCACAUUCCCCAUCCCAACUGCGCACAUCGCACAUGUUGUAUGCUCUGAAGACGGAUCCUAAAUUCAGCUUUUACCUAUUAUAGAAGGAUGAUCAGGAUUCAGUCCGUCUACUUGCUAUAAACGCCUGCGUGGCCUUUGCGGAAGCCCUGCCGGCUGAGGAUGUACAAAAACAUUUGGUGCCGUUGAUUCGCGAAGCAGCCCAGGACAAGUCUUGGCGUGUGAGAUAUCAGCUGGCCGAUCGUCUAACGGACCUCCAGGCGGCUGUUGGACCACAGAUAACAUCUGACCACCUUGUAGAUGUGUACCAGGUUAGUGCCAGUUCAAGGCUUUUUUUUAAAUGACGGAACUCGUAAGUGCAACCCUGAAGACAUUAUUGCUUUAGGAAAUACAACUUUCAUUUUUUCCACUUUAUGGGAGUACGACAGCCUUCGAAUCAUCAAACCCUGCAUACUCAUUUCUUGAAGGCAGGUUUCUAAGAAUCAGCCUCAAGUGCAUACUAAGUGGCUAAUCAAAAUGCCCAGUUUCUGCUUUCGCACAUCACACCUAGCACAUGAUACAUUGCAUUUUCCCGACUUUUUGGCUCAACGCAACAGCCAUAAAACCGUCAUCCUAGCCGCGCCUUUCUGUAGAACAAGUAAAAGUGCGAGGAACGAGAAUAAAAUCGGUUCGUUCAGCUCCUUCCAGAUUUUUUAAAGUUCAAUUAGACCUGAGGUCUAUGCUCAUCUGUGGAUUCUACUGCAUGACUAAUUUGUUUACACAUUUAUGCCCCAAGAGAUUGCUUAUAUUUUCCUGCCUUUUCCUUGUUGAAAAAAGCUCCUCCUGAAGGACGCCGAGGGCGAGGUCCGCGCCGCUGCAGCGGGUAAACUAAAGGUCUUCGCGUCAGCUCUGGCACCCGAGACCCGGGAGUCUGUUAUCAUGAAGACCAUUUUGCCCAUCAUUCGUGAAAUGGUAGCCGAAACGAAUAUGCAGGUGAAAACAGCCCUGGCUGGCGUAAUUAUGGCGCUGGCACCCCUGCUUGGCAAAGAGAAUACCAUUGAAUUUCUCCUGCCCAUGUUCCUUGUGCAGUUAAAGGAUGAAAAUCCAGACGUAAGUACACAGCGCUGAUUCAUGCACUGUGGCAUGUUUUUUCCCCCGGCUUCAGGUAGAUUUAUGCACUGCCACUAGGCACUGCUGUCCUCCAUAUUUUCUUUAUUGACUGGUUACCACCUCAACCGGCGGUUUGUCCAUCGAGUAUGCAGGGAACUAAAACUCGCGGCACCCGCAUUAUUGUGGGGGAAACUUGCUUAAAAUUUAUUUCAACCUUCUCGUGCUCAUAGUGCGGUACUAGGCCAAGGCGUACCAUACAAACCCUCCCAUGCACGUGAGCUCUAAAGGACUGGUACGUUCUGUGGUUACCGAGUCGCGCUUGUGGCACGCGUAGACGGGUCUUGAAAUGUCUUAUUAACAGUCUUGAAUCCGACUUCACUGCCUGACAACACUGUGGCGUUAUCGCAAUCAAAAUCGUUGAUGCUUGAACCAUGACCUGGGACGGCGAAAGGGGUCUACCAGGGACUGACGAAUAACCCAGUAUAGGCGACAGGAGACACGCCGUUGUCAUAUGGAAUAACCACACCCACGUGACCAAUGUUCUCCGCGCAUGCUCUUAGAAAUAAGUCUUCUCGGUUCUUACCCUUUAUUACGAUUUCAGACCUGGCAGGUAUGCCAAAAUACGGAGUAGGCCUCAUGGGAACUGUAAAUCUUGCGGAAGGCCAUUAAGCGAAUUUUUUGCCUGAAGCCACUACAUUCUUUACCUUAAAGAUGUAAACAGCUCGCCCUCUACGCCCAUUUGUCCUUGUUAGUUUUACCACCGUGGGUUUCAAGUGCAGAAUAUGAGUCAUUUUUCCGUGCCUGUGUUUAUUGAGCUAGCCCACCUCUUUAGGUUUCUGGUAUUUGUGGCGGUCUUCCCCCUCAGCCUGUUUGGCAUCAUUAUCAUCCUCUGACGUUUUUACCUCGUUAGUGUUCCACAUCGUUCACGCAAACAUUUUCUGGGCAUUUACACAGUUGUCGCCAGGCAACUUUAUAUCCGACCAACAUGCAUGCGAGUUGCGAUUGUCUCACUUUCCCUGUGAAGAACUGGCCUUCUUACGUAGGCAAACUUACCUCUCAACCCCUGGGAAUGCUGAUUCGAUUGGGAUCUUACAGUAAGUGUUACUGAGGAAGACAGCGCCACUUGGAAUCGCCAUUUAUGGGGUUAUUAUCCAUCGUCACCCGGUCAUGCCACAACUCCGGACCUGAUUUUAAUCUAUACCACUCAUGUGACCUUGGCUAUCUCCCAUUGCAGCUCAAGGGACGUAGGCCUGUGACCCAGCUGCUGGGGCCUUUGAUCUAAACUCGUUGAUAAGCUCUCUCAGGUUCAGUUCCUAAGUCUGCCGGCACGGGGUAUGCGGGGGUUAUGUGGUAUGACCGGCCUGCGAUGGCAAGUCAGCCAGAACGGGCAAUUGUACUUUUUAAGCUAUUGAUUGCUCUCUGUUAUUCGACUACCCGCGAUGACUCAGAAUCUGAUAGAAACGGCCCAUUGAUGUCAUGCGAGCAGGCAAGGCCGGGAAACUUCACUCCAUUGUUACUUUGGAAACUGCCUUAUAAGCAGCAUAGCAUUACCGACAAAGACAAGGCAGACUGGGAUGGCCAUUUCUGGCUUCUUAGCCGUCGUCAGCGCAGUGGCCGACAAAGUUAAAACCCGUCUCCGCACAGUGUACCAGGCAUUCUGAGAAAGGAGUUGUUCGAAUCUCCCACUCGUGUAUCAUGCUAUCUUAUUGACCACGUUUAAUUUUUGAAUAAUUUCAGCUUUAUUAUUGGCGACAUUGACGGGCCGUAUGUGCUUGGUUGACCAACCCUGACUCUCCCUCAUGCAUACCCUCCUGCAGGUUCGUCUGAACAUAAUCUCCAACUUGGAAUGCGUGAACCAGGUCAUGGGUAUUACGCAGUUGAGCCAAUCCCUCCUCCCGGCCAUUGUCGAGCUCGCGGAGGACAACAAGUGGCGUGUCCGCUUGGCCAUCAUCGAGUACAUGCCACUGUUGGCGAGCCAGCUGGGCAUCCAGUGCUUCAAUGACCAGCUAACCAACCUCUGCCUCGACUGGCUCGUAGACCAUGUCUACGCUGUCCGAGAGGCGGCCGUCACCAAUCUGCGCAACCUGAUGAACAAGUUCGGCAUCGAAUGGGCCACCAGCCAGGUCAUACCGAGGGUGAGUUGUUGCACGCUCAGCUAUUUUUCCCGACCACUUUUUAUAGUUUGUCGUCAAAGUGAAAUAGAUAUUCCUUUUUCGUGUGCGUGGGGGGGGGGGGGCUUAACGACUUUGUGCGUUAAGCAGAUUCCAUAUCUGCUAGUUAGGACUCUUACGGGGGGGCGACUAUCAUAAACGAGACAAUUCUUUGUUUUGCACACACGGGCUAAUGGUUUUCUAAGGUUGGCCGCUGUAGAUGGUGUGUCAUUCACUCUUUAUUCAACUACAAUUUAGUGACCGCAUAAUUAGUCCCCAGGGCUACGCCUCUCUUUACCGCGACAAUUUUUUUAAGACUCGACACAUUCCCUGGUGGAUCCACAGACCAGCUAUCGGUAUUGUGAAUGCCAGCUUUUGACUUGAAGAGAUGGUCAAUUUCAGGUACCACGAAACCGAGUUUUAGCAAAAACGUCACUGAACUGUUGUUGGCAUUCGAAGGUGGCCGUGGGCGUUUUAGAAUGUCCUAAUCCGCUCAACAUGAGAUUGGCGAAUUUUGACCAGCUCUAGGCUGUGAGUCAUUCUUUAAGGUAUGCGGACUAUUUCAAUGGUUACUAAGCUGCACUCGUUCCCAAGACGACCAGAAAAACUCCUGCUAUUUGCCCCCCUUUUCUUUAGCCUUCCUAUCAUUUCGCUUGACUCAUCAGUAUUUGAGGACAAUUUUUUGCACUUGUGUUCGGUCCUUGCGUCCAGGAAAUUGGGUGUCUAGACCGCCGUUAGUGUGUGUCACGCAUUGGGGAGGGACAUCGUGCAUAAUUCAUGGACUGGUAGCGCUAACGUGUUUCAGUUUUGCUGUGAGCUGACACCCCCUCCCUCUCUCUAAACAGACUGUACUGCAAACAGGUCAGACCCACGGAAUUUGUUUGUCGGUCUGUGCGCGGAGUCCGCGCGAACCCAUAACUGCCGCCAUGCAUGUCUGUCGGGGACAGAUGCCACCUCAACCAUUCCGCUAAAGCUUAACACCCGUCGGCCGAAAUGCUCGGACAGUUCACUGGCGCAUGGGAUAGGCAAGAGGAAGUUGGACCCAUUCCUGGGAGAGUCUUUCCUCACUGCAGAUUACCGCACAGAUCAGUAUCAUGAAUCGAGCGCGAUUGGACCUAGCACGAGCAAACUGGCUCGAAGGGCGGCCGACAGAGGGCAAGGCUCCAGUGACUUCUUAAGACCUGUGUGAGCUCCGAGACCCGUCCCGAACAAAAUCUCGAUGCGUAUAAAGUUAGUGCCCGGGUCGCGUGGGAAGCGCGUAGAUUGGCCGUUUGGUCGUGUUGGGUACUGCGCCCACGCUCACAUCCCGUAUUCUUGAAUUUUUCCUCCCAUCGGGAGGUGGUGAGUGUCGGGAAGAGGAAGAGUGGGAUAGAUUCUUUGAAAGUCAUUGUUGGACUCACCUUGUGGGACAGUGGUGGACUAGCAGAGUAAGUUGACUGACACGUCCGAUGUUCCCCGUCAUUGCUGGUGGUUUAACUAGUUAGGUGCCUCCAAAUCUGUGAGGAAUGUCGUAAUUAACGCCCGCAGUAUUUGUGAAUUUCACAGACUUCACCCGUUCUCUUCCGUAUGUUUCAAUCACAUGACAGAACUUGACGAUUUGCCCGUCGUUGCCGACAAUGUCCACCGUCAGAUCCACAGCAAGGUGAAGCACGCGCAGUGACUUGUGCGUGAAUUAGUUGGUAGUGGUGGUAGACUUGCACGGCAUCUACCGCACUCCCUCCUCACUCUCCCGCGGCCCGUGUCAAGAAGACCGGAGGCCGAGGGAGGGCGCAGGUGGAUGGCACGGUCGACCCCUCACCUUGGCGCUCCACUACACAUCCCCUGGUCCCCACAGCAAAUGGCUACGUUUUUAAUCAACAACAGCAACGGGGAGCCGCAGGGGCCCGGACGUGCGUGACGUCUGCCGGCAACCGGGUCUGCCACCGUACCCCGAAAUGUUGGCAUAUGUUACGGUGUGCAAAUCCGAUAUGACCCCUCUGUUGGUUCAGCGCAUCUAACACGUGGCCCAUUUGGAGGGAACUCGUUCUUAAUCACACAGACUUUAGUUCUUCUUUGGUAGCCAAUUUGACUAAUUCGGUGGCAUUUCAUCAGCAACAGGAUGUUCUAGUGGACGGUUAAGUACAAAAACACAGUUCAAGUUCUUGACGGAGGUUACGGUGUUCGAGAAUUUCCGUAGCGAGUGCUUUCUUCACCGGACCGCCAGGGACACUAUUGGCUUACCCGGGGUUGUCUGUGAUCGUUGAGUGGGGUGACCUGUAGAACUAGUUCAUCUUCACACUCCAAUAUACUCUUCUGUGUUAUCGCCCUCAGCUGCAACACGUUCCAGACUUCGGGCAGGUUUGCUUCAGACUCCCCGCGAAUGCCGUGCAGAAUACUUCGUUGCACGAUACGAGUCUUUUAAGUCACACUUGCCAAGGAAGGUAAAAGAGCCAAUGCAGUGCUAGCCAGCACGACCGUCGUUUCACCCUUGCGGCGACGUACUUUGUCCUAGCCCUUCCUGGGCGGUACCAAUCGAAUAUGCAUCAAGUUAGUUGCUUACAAUUUUCGCUCGCUUGCCAUCGAAGUCCUAGUGAAUCACAGUUUUUCCUCUUGUCAGUCUUGUUUCUUCAUCACUUGCCGGCUGUGGUGGAUUUCCUAUUUCACGUGCCUCCACCGCCGAAAGUACUUUCUUUGUCACGCGGUUAGACAGGGAGCCCUCGUUAUAAUCGGGCCUUUUGUCUUUCCAACAGCUCAUCCAACUGGCUCACGACCCAAACUACCUCCGACGAAUGAUUUGUCUGGCUGCCCUCCUCCAACUGGGCGAGGAAGAGGCCUGUCAUACGGAUCUACUGCCCAAAAACAUCAUCCCUACUGUGGCCCAGCUGAGCCAGGACGCCGUGCCCAACGUGCGCUUCAAGGUAAGAAUCAAACAUGUCGCUUUUUUUUCGAACCUGUCUAGCACUGAUCCCCCUCCCCCUCCGAGGCACACCCGAGUCUUGGAUCUCGGCCAGGGCUAACUGAUGACAGUAAAUAUUUGCUGGCACCCCUUCUACAUCCGUACUACUUCGGCUGAAGUUUCGCUGCUCCUUAGCCUGAUGGCUCAUCAUGGCCCGCAAGGAUCAUUUGCAGGAUUUCCUGUAAAGCGAAGUUUCUACCACGUACGCGCAACACUGUCCGUUCUAAUCGUUCGCGUCGUACUGUUCGAAUUUGCCACUCCCUAACUUGUGUUAAGAUCUCUUUAACGCCAUCUGCAAAGAAGAAUUUGCUUAAGAGUCAUGUCAGAGCCGUGCCCACACCCGUAAGGCUAAAGUCGGUUCCCUAAACGAGCGACGCUGUUGCAAAUAUCAAAGCGGGAGUCAAAUGGGUGCAUGACACACGUGGGACAGAGGCUUUAUGCUGCGUCAGUCACUAGGUCCAAUCUCCUUUUUAAUCGUUUUGACUCCAUGACCACUAGUACACGAUGAAAGGUGGUAGAGGAUGUGGGGGGGGGGCGCUGUGCGUCAUCAUUCCUAACUGUAGUAAAUCCUGUGCGCCCUUAAACCCUCAGAGCACGCCAAAAAUCUUGGUAAGACAGACUGAAAGCCGGCAGUUGCCGACAGGCGAAAGGUCGCAUAUCCAACUGUAAAAGUUUUCUUAACGGCUUGCAUGUGACCAACGCUAAGCAGCUCAUCCAUUCGUUGGUUGAUAUCAAUUUCUGGUCCUUCUUCGUGUAGCCGUCCAUUAACCUUGCAGUGAACCUAUGGCCGGCGAUGGUUGGUAGGCAACCAUGCCACACCCAAUUUGUUGCAGAUAAUGACUCAGGUUAGUCGGUUGUCUGCAGCACGCGCCAUUGCGGAUUUGCCUAACCACCAGCGUGAGCCUUUCGACGCAUCUGAGUCUCGUUAUGAUUUCCCAGCGUCAAUCACCAUAUUUAGAUUCACGAAGACUGCGUAUGAUCUAAUUAUCAUUUCCUGACACUUUUUUGCAGUGCGAGGAUGAGACCGGCUGUACCGCGUUGUCUGAGAGAAGAGUUUUUUUUUCGGGUAUGAGCAGGCUGUUUUAGAGAAUGUAAUCAGUAGAAGAGCGAUCUCACUAUUUAUAGACGCGAAAAUGGCAGCAUCUUUAGCGUUGUCCCGAAUUCGAGAGCCAUCGUAUUUGUGGAUUUCUACUGAUGAACUGUUGUUGCGCCUCUCUGGUUGUCUUUUUCAUGGUGGUGGGCGCCCAGCUUCGUUUUUGGCUUAUCCGCCAGCAAGACCGUCGAUGGAUCCUUUCAGACUGCGGAUUUGCGAUUGAGGACAUUCAUGAAAUCAGCGGGCCGGACUCUCGUCGGGUUGUCUUGUUAGGGGGACCCAGACGGAGAUCUUGUUCUGACCGUGACGAAGUUCCAUGGGGAGAUGGGCUGCCGCCAGACCCUUGGCCCGCCACACGCUGUGCACCACGACGGCCAGCCUGACGGAAUCGCCGUGCAUCUUCUGUGCCACCACGGUUCCAUAGAACACUGGGGCGAAGAAAAUAUGGGGCGGAGUGGGGAAGGGAGUUAAUGCAUACUCUCUGCCCCUCCAUGAACCCGAUGAGGAUUCAAUUCAUGGAAAGUUACCGUGAACAUAAUCUUUACGGAUGGAAGCGAAUAUUCAAUUUGCAGAUGCUUGUAUGAUUAGUGAACGAGAAGGAGAAGAGCUCCCGGUCUCGUGUAGGAGUCCGUCGUUAGACAUAACAGCAGCAAUAGAACAAGUGACCGUUAUAGGGGACAUUAGUCAAUCAACGGACCACACGGUAGAUGCACUGGACCAACACAGGGUCUCCAUCGAUUAUGGCGAGCAUCAUCGGGAAUGCGCAACACUCAAAGUGUGGCGCCAGGCUCAGUUGUAGGCUGACGCCACGCCAAUUAGGAUUCCUGCUGUCCUCCACUUUUGUUGCUGUUGAAAAUCCUGGUCAUGUGUUUGUUGUGGAUUAGGGGGUGUGAUGGUACGCCUGGGUGCGGGUUUACACCGUGCCCGCCACCUGCGACCUCUCCCCCCUCAGGUCUUCACGAGUUGUUCAUGACGCCGGGCCCAGGUCGGGGGAGGAGGAAAGGUUGUGGUAGAUGUUGUUGCGCAAGCCCACCACCACUAUAAGCGAGCAGCUCACGCGCUAGUCACCGUCCUUGUUCUCACCCCGUUGUGUGGAGCACACGGUAGACGUCGUCGGUGUCGACGGCCGACCUGCUGGUCAAUCAACGACCGGUGCCGCGGACUUGGAUAUGACAACGAAUGGCUCUGUAUUCUAGCGUCAAAUCAGUUGACUGAGUUUCCAUUGGACACCUAGGUUUCAAUCAGUUCUCAACCUCUUCUUCUUUCAACACGGGCAAAUGUCUUUGAGGGCUGCAAAGUUGGACUCAAGGUAUGCACAGGCUAUUUUAGAGAAUGUAAUCAGUAGAAGAGCGAUCUCACUAUUUAUAGACGCGAAAAAUGGCAGCAUCCUUGGCAUUGUCGAGUUUCCGCUUGUCACUAUAUCUCCUGGAGCAAUGCGGUCAAUGUAUCCCGAAUUUGAGAGCCAUCGUAUUUGCGGAUUUCUACUGAUUAACAGCUGCUGCGCCUGUCUGGUUGUCUUUUUUAUGGGGAUGCGCGUGCAGCUUCGUUUUUGGCUUCUACGCCAGCCAGACUGUUGGUGGAUCCUUUCAGACUGUGGAUCUGCGAUUGAGGACAUUUCUGAAAUGAACGGGCCAAUGCCCAAAAAUAUAAAAACUUCUCUGACAUCGAGGUGGUUCCAUCUGCGCAGUUACUGCGGUUCGGGACUUGUAGACUUCAUUGCUGACCGUGAGGAAGUUCACCAUUUCACCGACUUAGCCUUUGUAAGAGGGAGAACGCAGUUCUGCCCACGACGGUGUGAGUCUGGAUUUUUACAGCGGUUGAUAGGUCUCUUCGUAAGCUGCAAAUUGGCCCUCGUGUUUACUGUGUGCGGGUCUAGAGACGCCGCGGUAUUGAUUUAGAUUGCGUCCUUCGAUUUCUUCCGUUUUUUCUCGGUAUCUACAUCUUCUAUGGCUUGUAAUUCCUCUAGAUCAGCUUUAAUUCCGCUCAUUUGGCUCCGCCUACGUUCGCUGUGCCCCGUGUCAUUCCCUGAAAUUUGCAGACUCGCGUCCGAGACAACUAAUUGAUGAUCGGUCCGCCGCACAUUGUUUUACUCACUAGCACAAUACGGCCGUCUCGUUUGCCAACGAGCUGUGGUAGUCCAACGAUUUUCAGUGACGCAAACGAGGAUGCACCCGUAUUGUCUUGUGGUCAGGAAGGCGAAAGUUGGCGCUCUUUAUCCGGAGGCUGUGUUCUGCCUGCAUCUCCACAAGUGAAAGUUUGUUGCUGUUGCGCUUCCAUAUUUCCUGACGACGAGACAGCGGCGUCUUUGUCGACUUGCGCACUGAAGUUCUACCGUAUAACUGCCUUGUUCGCCUUCAGCACAGAUACGAGGCCUGCAGGUUCACGUAGAACGUCUCCUUCACAACUUCAGAUCGCACCAUUGUGGGAGUCGCUCGAAAUGUGAGGGGUUUUGGAGGGCUUGGCUGGCUCUCUCAAGGCGUUUUGUGCAAAAACUCGACCAGAAUUGUAAAUAAACGGCUCCCCUUUUGGGUGACUUAGUUGACGGGCCUUGCUUACUCGGUAUUUUUAAGCACCAUAUGACCGUCUUAUCCUUGUCGUGGCGUAUGUAGUGACGUAGGACUUCAUAGGCUUCAGGAAGGUCUAGACGCCUGUUGAUGGAAUUGGCGUCUAAGUACGAAAUCUCAAGUGUGAAACGUCCUGUCCUUGAGGUGCCCUGGCUUAAGACAGUUGCUCCCUGGAAGUCAAAACUGUGGCCAGUUUCUCCGUUGCGAGUUGUAAGCUGUGAGUUCAAUCCAGUCUCCGAGUUGCCAGUUUGUGCUCUUGUAGACUUGUUUGCAAUUUCCGCCUAGUUUCACCGACGUAGUUGCAUUUUCCAUCGUUACAACGUAUUUAUUAGACAAUUACCGGUGUUUCAGUGGUAGAACUUUCCCAUCACCAGUUGGUUGAUAGAUUCGGGCAGCCCACUCGUACAUGGGAGAGAGGGUCUAGAGAAUGAGACCAACAUUCGGUAAUUCAUCCCCACGGCUUAUCAACGCUUUCCUCGCCAUAAUAGAUCUGGCGCGUCUUGAAACCAUCACAAUGCGCAGAAAGGCAUGGCUUGAAGGUCUUCCGACCGACGGGAUAACACGUUCAUCCCAGGGCGGAGAGUUAGGCUGCACUGACUACCUAGCGCGGCCCACACCAGGCACCAUCACGCGUGCGAGUUCUGAACGACCCUCACAGAAGUCUGGUGCGUCUGAAGUGGAAACCAGGUCGUGUGUUAGCUGCUUGAUUUUGUCAGCCAUUGCGCCCGCGCCCAUCCACGGUCGUCGCGACGUUACCUUGACACCGAAGCGAGGUGGGUGAGGGAGGAGAGGAUGUGGUGGCCGUAUCUCAAGUCGCCGGUGCUCUGCGGAGCAUGCAAUGGGCGUCGUCGUCCUUGACCCUCGAACCACCGGGGCUUUUUUCGCGGGUUGAAAAAAAAUGGGCUUCGUUGGUGGAACAGCGUCUGUAUCAGAGGUGAUGAAAUGUUGAAAAUAGGGCGUAGGGAAAUUUGUGUGGGGAAGGCGUUCGCAGCGUCAAACGUACAACCCCUCUCCCACUCUUAUCGUGAUUUAAUGCCAAGAUUACUUCAAGUUGACUGGCAAUUAAACAGAACCCAUGGCUUAACUGAUCUGAGCAUCGUACGAGCGUCCUACAACGCUAUUUAUUCACCUAAACGGGGAGGUACAUCGACUACUCUCACUUGGUUUGACCCAGACAUUUUAAGCAGUUGCAUCCGGUAUGGCCACUGCUCAAGGCACAGUUUUGUUACAGUGCAGGGGAGACGUUGGACAAUCGAAUUAGACACCACUUGCAAUCAAACCACCCGAUCGACUUCCAUUUUAGCAGGAUGUAUUCCCCAUCUGGGCACCCCUUAGACUCUAGGCAAACCUAUCCACGUGCCAGUAGGUAGCAAUACAGCAUCGGCUGAAAAUGCCUAGAUUAGCGGGGCUAAAUUUGCUGAUUGUUGUAGUUCCUGCUAAGUGGAAUAAGUUGACGCCUACCACCCGAUUGAUGUUGAAGAGCCUGGCAGUGUAAUCCAUCGGGCUAUAGGGUAAGUUCGGCUAGUGCCCCACAAACGGGCCACGUGGUAGAUGCGCUGGACCAACACGGGGACCAUAUCGAAUUCCGGCAGGAGUUAUCGGAUUUCCGUUCCAUGAAAAAUGUCAACAUUUCGGGACAUAGUGGCAGACUCGGUUGCCGGCCGUCGUCGCACAAACUGGGACUACUGCCGGCCCCAUUGUUUUGUUAAUCAAAUUCCUAGUCAUUUGUUAUGUGGACCACGGGGCGGGGGUGCGGAGUGGAGCGCCAAGGUGCGGAUCUGUCCAAGCCAACCGCAUGCGGCCUCUUUCAUCUCCGGUCUUCUUGACUCUAUCUUGACACCGGGCUCAGAUGGUGGAGGAGGAGGAAGUGUGGUAGAUGCAGCGCAAGUUACCGUCCCUGCUCCCACCACCUGCUGUUGGAUACACGGUGGACAUCGUCGAACACGACGGUCGAACUUUCUGGUAAGUUCGGCUUGAAAAGACACUGCGGCCUGAAAUAUAAACCUCGCUAUAAAUCAGGCCGUGUGCCUGUCAACACUGCUCUUUUGGAGACAGUCGUGAUCCGCACCGAUAACGACGGCGGGCCACUGCAGCUGCCGUGAGUUGAGGUUUUUGGCUCCCAUCGUGACUGAGCCGUCAUGUGACAACAGAACCGACAAUCACCAAAAGGUUUAUUUAAACCCUUCAUGAAGCUGCAAGAGCGACGAAUUUUCAGUUCAGGUCAACUCACCAGUCUAGCUGAGUUCCAACUGGAGUCCAGGGAGAAGAAACUCCAAGUUAAGCUUAACUACUUUAACACUAUUGGCGCUUGUGCAGGUGAAUGCGCAAGUGGUAUGUGAACAGGUCUAGUUGGAUAGGAAGACUUGCUGGAGGAUCAUCCGUUCUCGAAAGCUGUUUCAUUCUUAGGACUGAGUGGGAUGUGCUGGAAGUCUGGGUUGGCCGCGAUUCCGGAGGAUGAGACUAUAUGGCUUGCUUGCAACAACCGACGGUAUGCGCUCAUACUUGGCGAGAAGUUUGUCUGCUUUAGUGUAUAUUAAACUUAAAACAGACUGAUUCAAAAUCUGCCAAAAUAUCUAUGAAUAUCUAUCAAAUGAGAUUGUCUUUUGGACCACCUUUUGAUAAUACAGAUCGUACUGAGCUCUUCAAAUCCUCAACUAGCCAUUCUUUUCGAACCUUUUUUAGGUUUUUUGCCUCCCGGCCCGUUACAAAUGACUUAGUCCCUGUCAGCUAGUCGCUCCAUGUUCACAUUUUUCUCUUCACAUCUGUUAUAUUGGAACUUGAUCGCGUCCACGGUGUAUGCGCAUUUGCUCUUUCAAAAGCACCGACCAAGUUGCAGAUUUCUAGCUGUUAGCCGUUACCCAUUAAUUAUCUAAACUAGUUUAUUGCCCGGAAAGAAGUUAGUCUGAGUUAACCCUUUUACAGCUCCACAACAGUUUGUAGAAGUUUUUUAGAUGCUAGUGUAAAGUCUCCUUAAGUAAUUGAGUCGAAGAACAAAACGCGAAUCCAUAUAGACCAAACUGUGAAAAACGACGCAUCGGUGGGAUUCAAACCGACGACAGCAAGGGGAAGGCUUUAGUACAGCCAGCGCUCUAGCCACCUAAACUAGGAAUCCCCACCGGAAGACGUGAAUUUGAUCACAUUUGGGUUUAGUUACCCGCCCAACCUACUGCAAGGUCUGCAAUCCACCAACUCUGAUACGGAAAGCUGACUGCUCAAGCAGGGUUCCUUUAAGUACACCACCUACGUUCUGUUAAUUUAAAAUGUGAAUCAUCGUUGGGGGAUUGCUAGAGAGAAUGAUUACGUCCUGUUUUCUAAGCACUGCCAGUGUUGGUGUGAAAGACCGCUUGUAACUAUCGGAAGCUGAUGCACUUGUUCUAAGUCGAUGCCGCAAUUAAAAGUGCCAGGCAAUGUUUAUAGUGCUCAAUUACUGCAAAAAUCACGUGCGCAAUGCAGCAAGCUCGCAUAGGGAAAAAUGUUUUACAACAUCUGUUAGCGUUUAUCAAAAUCUAGUGCCGCCCUGUUGCAACCUUAUUUUGCCAGCAUGUCAUCUGCGUAAGACCAAUGGGCGAUCCUACGUUACCGCCUCCAGAAGUUAUGUCUGGUCAGGCAUUCCGCCCACUAGCAAUCAGUUAGCCAAUCAAAUGUGUCGCAGGACAAAGACCUGCCUUUUGUGACAGCCAAAAUUAGAUCGCGGGAGGUAAUUGACUGAACAGAAAUUCAUAACGUUGUACUCGCGUCUUUAUAGUUUCCCCUCAUCCUCUGUGGACUCGCCUGAUUUAGACCAAACAUUGUCAAAGUAACGCAAGGCGAUUGGAGACGCGGUGACAUGUUUUGCUCAUUCCUUCACAGUAAUUCUGUCGGCGUUAUUCCGCCGCAUAGUGUCUAGGGCGGGUGUGCGUGGAAGUGUGCAUAGCGCAGCGUCGACUUCAUUGAGGCUAUUUCUAUACAUGCAGCUUGUGUUGAUUUCUCGACUACUGAACCAAAACUUGGUCCUCGAUUUGGGCAACAGGAAAUAAGUGAUAGUUUUACAAACGGCGGAUAAUAUUUAAUGACUUUGUAAGCAGUUAUACCUGGAAAUUCACCAUGUCUUUUAUACUGAGAAAGGACGUGGCCUUUCUUCUGCAGUUUUAUAAUUUCUGCUUCUACUGUUUAUGCAAUUUGCCUUUUCUGCUCACUUAUUGAUCUUCGCCAUUCGGUCCUUUGCACUGUCCUAACAACCUCAUAAUGCUUAAGGUUCCUUGAUUGUGUUGUUGUUUUCCAUCCUACUAUCACCUCUAGUUUCAUGUGUUGCGAGGCGCUUCAAGACAAAGAAUUAAACAAAACUGUCACGUCCCUCAGAAAUAUUAGUAAUGAACUUCAACGUAUCCCCUAAGUUCCAGGGCUUUCUUGUUUGAAUUACGAUGCCAGAAGUCAAGAGACCCUUAGAUUCAGGUGUCUCUAAAGUACUGGUAAAUCCGAAACUUUGAGUUAAAUUCACGGUCAAAAUUUUUCCCCAACCUCCCUCGUUCCCCUGCUCUGAUGAACACCUUUGAAAGGAGGAAGAAGCCCUUGCUGUACCUACUUAUUCAAGCACAUAAUGGUUACACCGUAUAGCCAGUCCAUUGAGUCGAGUGUGGUUUUUCUCAGACCGAUCAAAAACGGCAUUUGACAACUGAAUACGACAGUUCGACUGUCGCAAGCGAAGACCGUUGCCACGUGCUCCAACUAUUAGGCGCAUCAUCUAUCGCAUCCUCUCCUUCACCUCUCUUGGUCUGUUGGCAAGACAAUGUCAAGAUCGAAUGUUGAUGCGGGCGCAGUGGCUGACAAAGCUAAACAAACCGUCUACGCGGGCCACACACACACACAGUGCCCACUCCAAGUGUGCCAGGCUUCUGUAAGGGCCAUUGCGGCCUGACUGUCAGUCCGGAUAGCGGCCGAGCGCUUCAUAUUUAUUUUAGUGAGGGAUGCGCUGAUGAGCCGUGAGAUGCGUGUAUGUGUGGUCUCAUGUAUCAGCGUCAUUUCUUCGACGUCAAGUUUCAACUGAAGUAACAUAAAACUGCCUUACCCAGUGGUUCAUUGGACGCAGAGCAACUUCGCCUCGACUUCUCGAGCACUUGUGUUUGAGAGAUUGGUUUCGGCUGUCAUCUAAUAAGCGAGGAAUAUCCCUGGUUUCUGUCUAUCAUUUUUGAGGACUGGCAGAGGAAAUAAUCUGUCCACCGAUAGAACAGAAGAGGCAACCUGCAGGGAGCAUUUGUGGGGAACGCGGUACGAUCGUCUGACAUUUCGCGGAUUCACACUCGGGCCCAUCUUGGGAGGCCUGCAGGUAGGGAUCUGUAACCCUCUCUCUGAUGAAGGGGGUUCGAAGGAAAAUCUGGAAACUUCGUACGAAUAAGUCCUUCUCACAGUUAUCGUACCUCUCAGUCUGGGCGUCCUCCGUCAGAAUAAAAACGCAGGACUAUCCCACAUGAGAAAGCUUUCCAUCCUGACCUCGGACAUGCCCUUGUUGUGCAACCCCCCAAGUUACUUCCACACCCUCAUCAAAUUUGCCCACUCUGGACUUGCUGGGUGUAAAGUGAUAUCCAGUGUUUCCAUUUCGUUUAACCAACCUUGAAUCCUGUCGUCGUUGGGUGCGUCAAGGAGUGCAUGAUUGUUCAAGGACUGUCAGACCUUGCCGACUCGGAGAACGCUCUUCACGUAGUCCCAGGGCAGUGACAUCAACCGCUAUGUCCUUAUUUCAGCACUGGAUAUGAUGGCUUCGCCGCGACCGUUCGCAGCCAGAGACUGGAGAACGCCGAGUUGAUUACGUCAAGUACCACCAAGAGUGACUACUCCAGUGAUUGGCUGGCACACUGGACCCACAUCAUGAGAGGGUUGGUGUAGUACCCACUGCACGUUAAGACAAGUGUUGGAACCUGUCCCCUCUUGCAGCGACAGCUUGUAGUUCCGGGUGUUUUGUAUCCUGGCUUCGUAUUCCGUGGGUGGCGGUUUUACCGACUGCGGCUCGCUGUCCUCUUCACUAAGUAUUGACAUGGUUAUCUGGCAGUACACGCCUUCACUUCAUCUCUGCGUAAUCAGGCGGUCAAGGGCGUCUUUGGCCCACUGGGAAACUACUUUUGCUUGCGGACAGUGCGUAACGCCCAUCGUCCAUCGGCAUGCCAAAUCUUAGUGCAGACGGCGAACUUUUUUCGUAAUUGUGAUAUGCAUGUAAGUUUCUCUUCCCCACAAUAGGAGGUUUACUGUUGGUUAAAGGCCAAUGGUAGUUCAGCCGUCACACCCGACGAUUUCCACCGUGUGCCCCACAGCAGGUGAAGUAGGCAAGGUGACUUGUGCUUGAACUAGUUUAUGGUGAGAGUGGACUUACGCAGCAUCUACUGCACCCUCCCCUUCCACAUCCACCUUGCUCUGGUAUCGAAAUACAGUCAAGAAGACCGGAAGCGGGUAGAACACAGGUGGAUGACGCGGCCAGACCCGCACCUUGGCGCUCCACCCCACAUCCUCUGGUCCACAACAUGCACUUGACCAGGGGUUCGACAACAGAAAAGAGGUGGAUGACUGGGCAGGCAUGCACACGGCCUGUUUACCCAGCGGGAGCGCAAGCUCAUCUGCCGCCAGUGAACUAGAUAUUGGCGAACUGCCAGCGCACACCAGGCUGCGAGGGCCAUGGUUUGCUAAUCAUGGCGUAUCAGACGCCCACAAACUUUAGUGCCCUACAUCUAGCCUGGGCCAUGACCCUUCAAAGGCUGGGUAACCAGUCAUUCAGCGAUUGAAAGACUACCCAUUAAGUAACACCCACCUCUCACAUGCGUGAGUGCCACAGGUCACAGAAGGAGCUGUGACAGCCUUGCUCUCGGCCCAUUCGUCCGCCACCCCACACGGACACUCAGCUGGGCAGACUGCGUGGGCUGAGUUGAGACGUCAGUCGGUAGCCCUCCAAGCCGCGGUGAUAGGUGCCAUUGAAGCCCUCUUUACUUGCCUUGCUUAGAAAAUUAGGAAGAAGUUGCUUAAAGUGGUAGGUUCUGUCCCCUCAUUGCAAUCGCCUGUAUUUUUCUGUAAAAUAGACCAAUAUGCUUACCUAAGUUUUCGCUUCCAUCUUCUAGGUUGCACAGGUAAUGGGCAAACUCGGCCGUUUCCUCGACAACAGUGCCAUCCAGGCCUACGUAAAACCCACCCUGGAAAAACUUGGUAGUGAUCCGGACGCCGAUGUGGUCUUUUUUGCUAAACAAGCCUCCGACGCCUUGAGUAUGAAUGCACGAUGA
Molecule: messenger RNA, 19956 nt
Organism: Spirometra erinaceieuropaei
Lineage: Eukaryota; Metazoa; Platyhelminthes; Cestoda; Diphyllobothriidea; Diphyllobothriidae
Source: the annotation of a GenBank genome assembly